This is a messenger RNA of Nothobranchius furzeri (turquoise killifish), 4591 nucleotides long. RefSeq names its product elastin microfibril interfacer 1a (gene emilin1a). Lineage: Eukaryota; Metazoa; Chordata; Actinopteri; Cyprinodontiformes; Nothobranchiidae. The record is from RefSeq and is a predicted model, not a curated record. Gene Ontology annotation, molecular function: protein binding.
UAAGAAGCGAAAUGGGAAGAGCACGUGCGCGCCCGCGCACUGAGAGCCCCUUGCUGGCAGCUCUGGAGGUCUGACGGGAAACGGCUCCUUCUCUGCAGCACCAUCGCAGUCAGUUCACCUACCGAAUCACUCAUGACCGGACUGUACCGGACCUCCUGAGGCGCUGAAACCUGAGGUCUGUUUACUCAUGUUCCGACAACCCGGAGCUCCCGAACAGAACCUGAGCUGGAGAGAAAGUUUGGAGCUAAAUGACAGAUUAGUGCGUAAAGACGCUGGACUCGAUGAUGGAUACCUUAUUCUACUUGCUCGCCUUCGUCCUGGUCCGGCCCGGUUCGGGUCUCGGAUAUGCGGAGUCCAGUAUUCCGUCGGGUCAGAGAGCGGCCAGCAGACACAGGAAUUGGUGUGCCUAUGUGGUGACGCGCACAGUUAGCUGUGUGAUGGAGGAUGGGGUGGAGACGUACAUUAAACCAGACUAUCAGCGCUGCACCUGGGGCCAGUGUCCCCGAGUCACGUACCGGACCUACAGGAGACCGAGGUACAAGAUAGCUUACAAGAUGGUCACAGAAAUGGAGUGGAAGUGUUGCCAUGGUUACUCGGGGGAGGACUGCCACCAGGGGCCACAGGCGACCCCUGACACCCGUAUCAAUGGGGGACAAACUCAGACGACAGUAAACACCAGGGGAGGACAGAACGGCGGAGAAGGUGACACGGACCGAAUCCGGCAGCUGGAGGACAGAAUCCGUGUUCUGACCAAAGAUCUGGACAACAUGCACACCAGCAUUCAUGGCAUAAACCAAAGACUGAAUGGCCUGAGCGGGGCCACGAUAGCUGCAGAUUCAGCUCAGCCACACAUGAAAGAAACCAUCAGCAGCAUCCAGACCAAACUGGAUCAUCUCUACAACAGAACACAGGUCCAUGACCAGACUCUGCUUACUAUCAACAACCACCUGGUGAAUGGAAGAGGCAACGAACUGGAUGGGUCAUCUGGGAGAGGAGGAGGAGGGAACCAGCUGAACACCCUGAAGGAGGACGUCCUGACCGAGCUGGAGAACAGAGUCUCUCUGUCUUGUUCUGCCUGCCAGAUUGGUGUAGAUGACCUGAGACGGCAGCAGGCUGAGGACAGGGACAGGAUCAAUGCCCUCGAGAAGAGGAUCAACUCUAUAAACCAGCACUUCGCCCAGAGUUGGGAAAUCUCACGUCAGGAAAUUGAGCGCUCCCAGGCAUGCUGCAGUACGGUGACAGAGCUGGAGGAAAGACUGUCUGACGUAGACAGUCGUCUGAAGUUUACUUCAAACAAGUGCGACACCAUCAAAGGACGUCUGGAUAAAGAGCUAGCUGGCACAGGCGGAGGAAAGGGAAGGGUAACCGAGGAGCGCUUCAACAGCAGGCUGAGAGAAUUGGAGAAGAAGGUGAACAACACAGUCAGGAAGACGGAGCAGAGAUGUACCAACACAGGAAACAACGUCAAAGACACGGUCCAGAGGGACUUCACUCAGCUGCGCAACAUGGUUCUCAGCCAGCUGGAUGACCACAUGUUCAAGAUUGGAAAACUAGAAUUGGAAGUGUCUGUUCUGGGAGACACCAUUACAGACCAUAGCCGACGUUUAGGUCAGCUGGAGAACAUCACUUCUAACCUUGACAGAAGGUUAACGUCAACAACCAACAUGUGCAAUGAGACCUGUGGGGGUAGAGCAAAGGGAAAGGUGACCGAUGAUACUGUGAAAACCUUGGAAUGGAGGGUUGUGACCAAUCAAGGGGACAUCAAGAGGCUCAACAGCACUCUGAAGAACUUGUCUGUGACAGGAGACUCUCUGAUUGAUAGAGUUAUUGACCUAACCAAUGACGUCAAAAAGAUCGUAUCUGUGACCGGGGAGAAUGGGGAGAACUUUAACCGGAUCGUCACAGAGGUGGAAAUGUUGGGCAGGGACUUUGAGGACUGCUUGAUUUGCAGCAAAGUGGAACAGGACCUACAAUUGUUUACCAACGCCACCACGACCAGUCUCCACAGGUGUCAGAAGGAACUGACGGACCUGAGAAGAAAGGUGGACUCUGGAGAGUCCGUCUGCUCACAGGUCUGCUCUAACCUCCAGGAGGAGGUGGGGCGGCUCCGAGAGGACGUGGAGGAAUGUACGGGACAGUGCAAGAUCAAUAUCAAUGACCUGGAGAAACGCCUGGAUGGUCAUCAUGUCCACAGUGGACGGUUAGGGGACGAUCUAAAGUCGAUCCAAGGAGAACUGUCUGAGGUCAUCGUCUCCUUUAAUUCCAUUAAUAAAACUUUAAGAGACCUGGGCCAGACUUUACACUCACAUGGAGGCGCACUGGCAGAUCUAACUAACCAGAAGGACAACACAGUCUCUGUGGUGACAGACCUACAGAAUGAGCUGGCGGAUCACAUCGAUGACACGAAGAACCAGUUUGGAAAUCUGGACAAAGAGAUCCAAAUUAUUAGAAACAACUAUGCAACAGAGGUGAGGGAGUGCCGCCGGUCCCGUGACGGACUGGACCAGAGAAUAUCCAAGUUGGAGGGAGUGUGUGUCCGCAUGGAUUCCUUUUCAAAUAGCCUAGAAAGGAUCAAAGAAGGCCUGAACAGGCACGUGUCCGGCCUGUGGAGCUGCGUUAAUGGGAUCAAUGCAACCGUCGCGUCUCACGGAGAUCUGAUUGAGAGUAUCCAGAAGGUCCAGCUGGAGCGCGUCCACUCCGGGAUGCAUCAGCUGAACUCCUCAGUGCUGGAUCUGGGAAGGAGGUUCCAAGUCUUUUUGGAGCAGGACUUUAGUGGUCCACCAGGGCCUCGAGGAGAAAGAGGCGAGCCGGGACCACAGGGUCCUGCUGGGCCCCAGGGGAGGGCGGGACCCCCAGGCAGAGAAGGCAAGAGUGGACAAGUAGGACCCGCAGGUCUUAGAGGCGUACAAGGUCCUCCAGGAUCUGACGCUCAUGUGCCACGCCUUUCUUUCUCCGCUGCUCUGACUCGCCCGGUGAAGAAGUCUGAAACCAUAAAGUUCAACAAGGUCUUUGUGAAUGAAAACGAUGUCUAUGAUCCAAACACAGGCAUCUUCACAGCUCCUGUGAGCGGAAAGUACUUCUUCAGUGGCAUCCUGACGGGUCACAAAAACAUGAAGAUUGAGGCGGUGCUGUCCAAGUCCAACGUGGGUGUAGCCCGAGUGGACUCGGCGGGAUAUCAGCCUGAAGGUCUGGAGAAGCCCAUGGCAGAGGCCAAGCACAUCCCCGGAGCCGUGGCGGUCUUUAACAUCAUCCUGCCCUUGGAGGCAGGGGACACGGUCUUCAUCGACCUGGUGACGGGCCAGCUGGCCUACUCUUCAGAACCUUUGACCUUCUUCAGUGGAAUGCUUCUGUACCAGACUGUCUGAUGGGAAUACUCGGUUUCUAUCAGUGCCUCUUCCUGUGGACUGAGAGAAAGGACACCGACAGCAGAAGAAGCUGACAAACGGACUGGAUCUAUCCAGCUAAAGAAAGACAAAAACAUGUUUUUGAACCACAUUUGUUCGACGUUCACGGCUUUAAGGAAACAUUUUUGUAUGAAAAGAUUUUUAUUCUUUCACAUCUCUUCUGUGGAGGAGAAAAAGCCACUUCAGGAUUAUUGUUUACUUCCAUAUGUUCAUGCCGUGCUCUCAGCUUAGGUUAGGGAACAAGAUAAGAGAUUUGGUUUUAUUUAUGUGUGCUGUCCACCAUCACCAUCAUAGAGUCACAGGCUCCUCCCCUUUCUGUGCUGAGGUGGUUUAUUUUUGAAUUACUCACCAUUUCAUUUUGACCACCAGAACCUGACGCUGAGCACCAGUUGUCUAGGAAGAAAUGUGGAGAAGACCAGGUCCAAACCACUAUUCUUUAGAGGAGGAAAAGCUCAAGAUGACGUCACCGACAGUUGAGAGAAACCACCAGAUUUUAUAAAUCACACUAGCAGCCCAACAAGACCAUUUUAGGAGAUUGGCUGUGCACAGACACAUGAAGGAUGGGCUGAGGGCAGGAAGGGGGACAAUGCUGUCCAAAUAAGGGACAUCUUGAGACAAAGGGGACUCAAGUGGGCCUAAUAAGUCAAACAUUUACUACCAUAGACGUCUGUAAAAGGUUCACAUGAUAAAUAAUGAAGUCAAAUGUCUGCUAUAAAACCAACAUAUGAGAUGGAUGUGCAGUUAACCCUUUCAUGGCUGAAUUAGGACCUCCUCAGCCUGGAGGUUUUAGAUUCACUUUUUUUUAACACAGAAACAGAUUUUAAAAUGCGUCUCAGGAAAAUGCAUUUGUGGAUUUAGUCCACGCUGGCUCGCCUUGGCUGGGUCCAGCUCAGGAUACGACGUGGUCCUCGUCUGCACAGCCCUCCUCAUUUUUGUCUGGAAACAACAAAACUCCAUCAUAUUUUUGUGAGAAUAAGUGAAACUCAAAAACAGGAAUACGGUCCAUUAAUGUUAGUAAUCAGCAGUAAUCUGACUGAGAGACCAUCUAAAGGUGCAGGAACCCUUUGCAGGUGUUCUGGAUUCAUCAGCUGAUUAGAGUGAAACUGAGUCUAGGUUAUUGAACGUGGGGUUUUCAUCCGCUGUAAGCCAUAAUCACCACAGUUAUAACAAAUAAAGGCGGAAACAUC